This is a messenger RNA of Solanum lycopersicum (tomato), 5675 nucleotides long. RefSeq names its product G-type lectin S-receptor-like serine/threonine-protein kinase At1g11330. Gene Ontology annotation, biological process: protein phosphorylation; recognition of pollen. NCBI's taxonomy places the organism in Eukaryota, Viridiplantae, Streptophyta, Magnoliopsida, Solanales, Solanaceae. Gene Ontology annotation, molecular function: protein serine/threonine kinase activity; ATP binding. The record is from RefSeq and is a predicted model, not a curated record.
AGAUUAAUUUAAAUGAUUAGUGAGAUUCAUAUAGUCGACAUCAACUUGCUUGAAACGGAGAGGUACUAGUAAGUUUUGCCAUUUGUAUUCACAUGGGGAAGAAUAUACUUGUUGACAUUGUAUGUUCAUACCUGUAUAGAAGUUUCCAAACUGUUGAUUUGGUUUGGUUAGUCUUUGUGAGCUAAUGGGCAAGUACCUUAUUAUAAUCAAAGUGCAGAAAUUCCAACUUGACGGCUCCUCAGCCAAUGCAUUUGAUCUACACCAACAGCUGACAAACACAAAAGAUAACAGUCAAGCAUACCGAAAAGAGAAAGAAGUGUGAGCAAAUAUCACGAAAAUAGUAUUGCAGGCUGCAGAUAUAGGUAUUCUCCAUUUUAGCUUAUACAGAAUUAAUCCACACAUGCAAAACAAACCUUAAUAAGCAAUGAAAUUAAGCACAAGAGAGAUACUUCUGUUUCCAGUUGUUCUUGUUCUGUUUCUUUCUAUAUCAACUGCUUCAGGUAUCAUUAGCACCAAUAAAUUCCUGCGAGAUUCAGAAACUUUAGUCUCCAAUGACAAAAGAUUCAUAUUCGGGUUCUUUAGUCUUGAAAAUUCGACGAAUCGUUAUGUUGGUGUUAUGUUUAAUGUCCAACCACCAACUGUAGUAUGGGUUGCCAACAGAGAGAGACCUUUACAGGAUUCUAGAGGAAGAGUGACAAUAUCUGAUGAUGGAAAUCUUGUAAUCUUGAAUUCACAGAAUAGGAGUAUAUGGUCAUCAAAUAUUUCACCAGCUGUGAGAAAUUCUACAGCGCAGCUCUUGGAUACUGGAAACUUAAUUUUGAACGACAGCUCCAAUGGGAGGGUUCUCUGGGAAAGUUUUCGGGAUCCUUCAGAUUGCUUCUUGCAGACCAUGAAAAUUGGCGUUGAUGUUAGUACUAACACGACAAAUCUGCUGAAAUCAUGGAUAAGUCCUUCAGAUCCAUCUGUUGGGAGUUUCUCAGCUGGUAUUCAACCUGAAACAGUUCCCCAGAUUUCCAUAUGGAAGAAUGGGAAACCUCAUUGGCGUAGCGGUCCAUGGAAUAAACAGGUUUUCAUUGGGGUACCAGACAUGACUUCGUUCUAUCUCAAUGGAUUUGAUCUAGUAAAUGACAACAAGGGCACCGUCUACCUUACCUAUUUAUAUGCAAAUCAGGUUGAGCUGAUGUAUUUCACCUUGAACUCAACAGGGUUUUUGCAGCAGAAAUAUAUGGAUCCUAGUAAGAAUGACUGGGAAGUAACAUGGGAAUUUCCUGCAACUGAGUGUGAUUUUUAUGGAAAAUGUGGACCUUUUGGAAGCUGUGAUCCUACAAGCUCACCAAUCUGUUCUUGUUUAGAGGGAUUUAAACCGACAAAUGAAGAGGAAUGGCGGAAAGGAAACUGGACUCGUGGAUGCAACAGAAAGUCCAUGUUAGAGAGCGAAAGGAACAGUUCUAACCUUGAGCAAGGGAAGCAAGAUUGGUUUCUGAAGCUGCAGUCAAUGAAAGUGCCGGAUUCUGCUAUUUGGGUACCUUUUGUAGAUGAAGAUUGUGUUAACGGUUGCUUGAGGAAUACUUCCUGCAUAGCUUAUUCAUACUACACAGGCAUAGGAUGUAUGCAUUGGGAAGGAAACUUACUUGAUGUUCAGAAAUUCUCCAUGGGUGGGGUUGAUUUAUUCCUUCGCCUUUCAUACUCUGAGCGAGAUCAAAAGAGAGAAUAUAAAGUUAUCAUUGCCAUCAUAGUCCCAGUAGGCUCGAUAAUUCUUGCCAUUUUCGGAUACAUUUCCUGCAAAUAUGUAGCUAAGCGCAGAGGAUGGAAGAGAAUGAGUAAGAUUUUCUUAAGUGAAUCAUCGCCAAACUAUUACAAGGAAGACAAGAUUACAGAGGACAUCAAUCAAGCUAAAUUGGAAGAACUGCUUGUAUACAACUUUGAUAUCUUAGCAAAUGCAACUGAGAAUUUUCAUCUGUCCAGCAAGCUUGGACAGGGAGGUUUUGGUCCAGUUUACAAAGGGAAAUUGCCAGAUGGACAAGAGAUUGCUGUGAAAAGGCUUUCCCAAUCUUCUGGUCAGGGUCUACAGGAGUUCAUGAAUGAGGUUGUGGUGAUUUCAAAACUUCAACAUCGUAAUCUUGUUAGACUUUUUGGUUGCUGCAUAGAAAGAGGGGAAAAGAUGCUGGUUUAUGAAUACAUGCCAAAAAGAAGCUUGGAUGCCUAUCUCUUUGGGUCACAGCAACAAGCAGAAGAGUUCCUUGAUUGGAGUAAACGUGUGAUCAUCAUUGAGGGAAUUGGUCGAGGCCUUCUUUACCUUCACAGGGAUUCAAGACUAAGGAUUAUUCAUAGGGAUUUAAAGGCCAGCAACAUUUUGUUGGAUGAAUACCUGAACCCCAAAAUUUCAGAUUUUGGGAUGGCAAAGAUUUUUGCAGGCAACCAAGAUCAGGCCAACACAAGCAGAGUUGUUGGAACCUAUGGUUAUAUGGCACCGGAAUAUGCAAUGGAAGGAAGAUUCUCAGAAAAAUCAGAUGUUUAUAGCUUUGGAGUGUUGUUAUUGGAAAUUAUAAGUGGAAGGAGGAACACCAGCUUUCACCAAGAUGAUGGUGCAUUAAGCCUGCUAGCAUGGGCGUGGAAGUGUUGGAUUGGAAACAAGAUUGUGGAAUUGGUUGAUCCCAAGAUAACUGAACUGCACCUUGGAAAGGAAAUUGUGAGAUGUGUACAAGUUGGACUAUUAUGUGUACAAGAAUAUGCAGAAGACAGACCAAAUGUCUCCACAAUUUUGUCUAUGCUCACCAGCGAAAUUGAUAAUUUACCAAGUCCUAAACAACCUGCAUUUACAACAAGACCGAGCUUUUCCAAGAAAGGCACUUCUAAAUCUCAAGGCUCCGUUAACAAUGUUACUGUUACUAUUAUGGAAGGACGAACAAAGGCAUUCUUACAUUGUGGUUGGAGGGUCACAGAAUCAACAGGGAAGCCUGUAGGAAAGGAAAUGAAGCUGAGCUUAAGCUGUAAGAAUAUACUUCUUUGUUGUGCUUUUCUUGUUCUGUUUUUUCUUAUAACAAAUGCUUCAUCAGACUCCAUUAGUAUUAAUGAGUUUCUGCAAGAUUCAGAAACUUUAGUCUCUAAUAACAAAACAUUCAAAUUGGUUUUUUUUUGUCCUGAGAAUUCGGCGAAUCGUUAUGUUGGUAUCAUGUUUAAUAUGAAAUCACAAUCUGUUAUAUGGGUAGCCAACAGAGACCAGCCUUUACAAGAUUCUAGUGGAAGAGUAACAAUAUCAGAAGAUGGCAAUCUUGUAAUCUUGAAUGGACAGGGAAAGAGUGUAUGGUCAUCAAAUAUUUCACCUGCUGUGAGGAAUUCUACAGCCCAGCUCUUGGAUACUGGAAACUUAGUUUUGAAGGACAACUCAAGUGAGAGAGUUCUAUGGGAAAGUUUUAGUGAUCUUUCAGAUUCCUACUUGCAGAACAUGAAACUUGGCACUGAUAAGAGUACUAACACCACAAAUCUGUUGAAAUCAUGGAGAAGUCCUGUAGAUCCAUCUGAUGGGAGUUUCUCAGCUGGUAUUCAGACUGAAACAAUUCCUCAGAUUUUCAUAUGGAAGAAUGGCUUACCUCAUUGGCGUAGCGGUCCAUGGGAUAAACAGGUUUUUAUUGGAGUACCAAACAUGACUUCUUUCUAUUUCAGUGGAUUUGAGCUAGUAAAUGACAACAUGGGCACCACCUACUUCUACUAUUCAUAUUAUCAAGGUGAUGACAUUUUAUACUUAGUUUUGAACUCAACAGGAUUUCUGCAACAAAAAUAUUUAUAUGCUAGGAAGAAUGAGUGGGAAGUCACAUGGGCAACUCCAUCAAAUGAGUGUGAUUUUUAUAGAAAGUGUGGACCUUUUGGAAGCUGUGAUUCUGAAAGUUCACCAAUUUGCAGUUGUUUGCAAGGGUUUAAACCAAAAAAUCAAGAGGAGUGGGUGAAAGGAAACUGGACAAAUGGAUGCAUCAGAAAGACAGUGUUAGAGAAAGAAAGAAACAACUCUAACAUUGAGCAGGGUAAGCAAGAUUGGUUUUUGAAGUUGCAGUCGAUGAAAGUGCCAGAUUAUCCUAUUUGGGUACCUUCAGCCAAAGAAGACUGUGAAAGUGAUUGCUUCAGAAAUUUCUCCUGCAUAGCUUAUUCAUACUACAGAGGCAUAGGGUGUAUGCAUUGGGAAGGGAGCUUAAUUGAUUCUCAGAAAUUCUCCAAGGGUGGGGCUGAUUUAUUCAUUCGCCUUGCAUAUACUGAACAAGAAAAAAAGAAGAGCAAUAAAGUAGCCAUCAGGAUCAUAGUUCCAAUAAUUUGCACAAUAGUCAUUGCCAUCUUGGGAUACAUUUCCAGCAAACUGUUGGCUAAACAUAGAGGAAGGAAGAGAAAGCGUGAGCUCUUAUCAAAAAAAUCAUUUCCAAGCUAUUACAAGCUAAGUUUGGCUAGAGAUGACAUUAACAGAGUUAAAUUUGAAGAUCUUCCGAUAUACAGCUUUGACAUGCUAGCAAAUGCAACUGACAAUUUUCAUCUGUCUAGCAAGCUUGGGCAGGGUGGUUUUGGUUCAGUUUAUAAAGGAAAACUUCCAGAGGGACAAGAAAUUGCUGUGAAAAGGCUUUCACAGUCUUCUGGUCAGGGGCAAGAGGAGUUCAUGAAUGAGGUUGUGGUGAUUUCCAAACUUCAGCAUCGUAAUCUUGUUAGACUCCUCGGCUGCUGCAUAGAAAGAGGGGAGAAGAUGUUGGUUUAUGAAUACAUGCCAAAAAGAAGCUUGGAUGCCUAUCUCUUUGGUGUACACAUUGAAGAGGAAUACUUCCUUGAUUGGAGCAAACGUGUGAUCAUCAUUGAGGGAAUCGGCCGAGGCCUCCUAUACCUUCACAGGGAUUCAAGACUAAGGAUUAUCCACAGGGAUUUAAAGGCAAGCAACAUUUUGUUGGAUGAAUAUCUGAACCCUAAAAUUUCAGAUUUUGGUAUGGCAAGAAUUAUUGCAGGCAACCAAGAUCAAGCCAAUACAAUUAGGGUUGUUGGAACCUAUGGUUAUAUGGCACCUGAAUAUGCAAUGACAGGAAGAUUCUCAGAAAAAUCAGAUGUCUACAGCUUUGGCGUAUUGUUACUGGAAAUUAUUAGCGGAAGGAGGAACACUAGCUUUUACCAAGAGGAUGGUGCAUUAAGCCUUCUAGCAUGGGCAUGGAAGUUGUGGAAUGAAAAUAAGAUUGUCGAAUUGGUUGACUCCAAGAUAAUUGAACUACAGCUCAAAAAGGAGAUUCAUAGAUGUGUACAUGUUGGACUAUUAUGUGUACAAGAAUAUGCAGAAGACAGGCCAAAUGUCUCCACAGUUUUGUCUAUGCUCACCCGGGAAAUUGAUGAUUUACCAAGUCCUAAACAACCUGCAUUUACAACAAGACCGACCCCUUCCAAGAAAGGCUCCUCUAGAAUUCAAGUCUCCGUGAACGAUGUUAGCAUUACUAUUAUGGAAGCACGAUAGAGAUCAUAUAAUUUUAGUGUAGGCAUAUAUCUUAUUCAUUUCCUGUAAUUAUUCUUGUAUGUGAUUCUACAUUUAGAAUCCAAGAGAAGUUUAAACCGAGCUGAGUCCUUUAGCAGCGAGAAUUUCAGUCAAGAGAUUAACAAGUUAGUUUCGUUGCCAAAGGGUAUUACAUAUCUGAAUUUGGAGUUCAAAAUACAAAUUUCUUUUA